AUGUAUUCCGCACGGAUGGCCCACAGCUUUUGCAUCAUAGAAAAAGGCACUGAAUAUCAUAGUCACACAUCAGAGACCGCGAAUCCUACGCCUGAUUUAUCACCUGAUGCUUCGUGUGAGGCGAUGAGUAAAACAGCCCACAUCACAAAAUCGAGCUGCAGCGAUACGAAUGAGCUGACCGAAAGGCCGAGUCAGAAUAUGCAACCUCUGGCGGAGAAUAUGGAGCAGGAUGACGGUCGAAAGGCUACAAUAGAAGAGCUAAGGCAGAAGGUGCAAGCUCUGAUGGAGAGCAAAGAAUUGGAUGACAAGAAGUACAAAGAUCAGCACGACCAGAUCCGACAGAAGCGAUCUGAGAAUGAGAUACUAGCCAAGAAUGUCGCGGGCCUCGCUGAGACGGUCAUGAGGCUCUCUAGAACAGUCUUGAACCUUUACAAGAGGAUCGACGAGUCUUCACAAGAGUAG
This is a messenger RNA of Mytilinidion resinicola, 462 nucleotides long. RefSeq lists its product as uncharacterized. The coding region runs from base 1 to 462 and encodes 153 amino acids. The record is from RefSeq and is a predicted model, not a curated record. The transcript has 2 exons. Lineage: Eukaryota; Fungi; Ascomycota; Dothideomycetes; Mytilinidiales; Mytilinidiaceae.